AUGGCUUCUGCAACCGCUACUCUUUCCACUCUCUCUUCUUCUUUCCAAACCCAUUGCUCAAUUUCCCAAACCUCAACAAAAUCCCAUUUCUCAAUUUCUCAACGCUUCCCUUCUCAAUCUUACAACCUCUCUUUCCAAUCCACUUUCUCACAACGCUUCCCUCUAUCACCCAUUCCCAAAUCCACUGAAUCUUCAGUCGCAGUCGUUGAGUCCAAGUCUGAAGCUUCUCCAACUCAGCCGAAGUCUGAUUCCACUCAAAUUGUUCAAUCUCCGUCAUGGGAGAAGGGUCUUUUCGCAGUUGUAAUGAUCGGUGGACGUCAAUAUAUUGUUCACCCUGGCCGUUGGCUUGUUGUUCAGAGGCUCAAAGAUGCUAAGGUUAACGACAAGAUUGCCCUGCAUAAGGUUUUACUGGUUGGCACAGAUACAUCCUGCUACAUAGGGAAACCUAUAGUAACAAAUGCGGUGGUAUAUGCAACCGUGGAAGAUCAGGGUUUAGACAACAAAGUAAUUGUAUUCAAAUACAAAAGAAAGAAGCACUAUCGCAGAAACAUCGGUCACAGACAGCCAAAUACACGCAUAAGGAUAAAUAGCAUUAUGGGCUAUGAGGACUACCCAAAAGUUACUAUGGAUGAUAUAAAUUUGGAAUCAUCAUGA
Vicia faba (fava bean) is the source of this 654-nucleotide messenger RNA. NCBI's taxonomy places the organism in Eukaryota, Viridiplantae, Streptophyta, Magnoliopsida, Fabales, Fabaceae. The record is from the annotation of a GenBank genome assembly.